Molecule: messenger RNA, 757 nt
Organism: Vigna umbellata (rice bean)
Lineage: Eukaryota; Viridiplantae; Streptophyta; Magnoliopsida; Fabales; Fabaceae
Source: RefSeq, a predicted model, not a curated record
GGAAUAACUGGAAAGUCCAAUAGCAUUGAUUAAAAUUAAGGCGAGAAAGAGUGGGUCAAAAUUCGGAGCAAGUCCCACAUCAGCUCUGCACUUUCUUCCGUCGGAGAAAAUCUCUGUUCUGUGAAUUGCAAUCGGAGAGAGCUGAGGACCCUUUUCGAGCAUGGCAAUGACAAUACACGCCUUGCUGGGUUGGCUUUUAUGUUUUCAGCUAGCAUUUUGCUUCAGAUUCUGGCAUGUGCAAUAUAUAACAAUUGGUGGCCCAUGUUAUCAGCUCUGAUGUAUGUGCUUGUACCUAUGCCUUGCUUAUUCUUUGGAGGUGGAUCCACUCAAUUUCUAAUGAGCCGUGAUGGUGGGGGUUGGAUAGAUGCUGCAAAAUUUUUGACUGGAGCAUCAGCCGUUGGGAGCAUAGCCAUUCCUAUAAUCCUCAAGCAUGCACAUAUGAUUGAGACAGGCGCGAUGCUCAUUGAGCUUGUAUCGUUCUUCAUAUUUAUAUGCACUGUUUUAUGUUUCCACCAAGCCAACCUUGAUGAUGAUUGGUAAAUAGAACAUUCCACAAUGCUUUGACAUCCUGCUAGUCAUUAGGGUUUGUAACCAUAUAAGGGAAACCAGAUAGUGAGACUUACCACAAACCUUGGAAAAGAAAUGUAUGUUCAAACCUCUGUAAAGCUCUGCCGCAAAUUUCGUUUUUGUCACUUUGUAUUCUUGAUAUAAUAAGUUAUUUGUGAUAAUUUUUAUUCGUGGAGAACACAUGACAUUU